Messenger RNA from Linum trigynum, 5782 nucleotides. The record is from the annotation of a GenBank genome assembly. NCBI's taxonomy places the organism in Eukaryota, Viridiplantae, Streptophyta, Magnoliopsida, Malpighiales, Linaceae.
GCACAAUUUGUUUUUCGCUGCCCAAGAUUUCAGCUGGUUUUGUAGAGAAGGAUGUUGCCGACUGGGCUACCGGGAAUGCCCAGGUAGUGACCUGGCUCGUGUCCUCAGUGGAUACUGCCACCGGUCUUAGCCUUUGCCGUUUCACUGAUUCUAGUGAUAUGUGGAAGCAUAUCUGCUCCACUACACUCAGAAUGACUCUGCUUGCCAGUUUGAGCUUGAGACUCAGAUUGCCGCCUUUAAACAAGGCGAUACGAAUGUUCAUAAUUAUUAUCAGGCUAUCUCUACUCUUUGGACUGAAUAUGAUUUUCUUGCAGCCACUCUUAUCUCGACUGCAGCGACGACUGGAAUAUUGAAGGAACGUUUACGUUCCCGGCUCAUGUAGUUAGUCAUGAAAUUUCGUCCAGAUUUUGAGCAGAUUCGGGCGUCUCUGUUACAUCGCCAAGUUGGUACUAUUUAUGAGGCUCUUGCUGAGCUUAUCCACGAAGAGACUCGUCCGCGGAUUAAAUAACAAAUCGGAAAGCCUCAGUUUCAGCGGGGUAAUACUAGCCAUCUCACAUGUCAUUUUGUUAGCAGGUUAGGCAUAUUCAGGCUCGCUGCAAGAAGAAGAAUGUUUGUAUCUACUGCAAAAGUUCGGGUCAUACAAUCCUUGAGUGCAAGUCGUUAGCCCGACGUAGUCAGGCUGGGUCUUCGUCAGGGAAUGCACGAUUUGGUUCUAUUUCCGAGCGCAACGGUGAAUCGCGUUACUCGAUGGAGGCAGCUUCUCCACGUCCUGUUCUCUCUUCUGGUGGCUCGUCCACCUCUUCUCCUCUUACGAGCGAAGUGGUUCGUCGUUUGGUGGUCGAGGUUAUUCAAGGGACUCUUUUCGUGGCAUUGACUUCUGCAUUUGUGACAGGUGGCACCUAAGACACUUCUCGUUGGUUGCUUGAUUCAGCUGCCUUUAAUCACAUGACCAAUAUCUGCUCUCGUUUUACUUCCCCAAAACAGUCAUCUGUCGUGUCUUUACGAGGUGCCAAUGGUGCUCGUAUUCUAAUUCAUGGUAUUGGUACUUCAUAUACUAGUCGUGUGAAACUUGAUAACAUCCUAUAUGUUCCUCAGCUGGUUCCUAAUUUGAUCACAAUUGAGCAGUUAACAGAAGACAAUUGCGAGGUUCGGUUUGACAGUAUUGGUUGUGUUGUGCAGUAUCCGAAAAUAGGGAGGGUGAUCGGGAAGGGUAGAAAGACUAGACGUGUCUUCAUCCUUGAUGAUGAUGGUGGCGUGGGGACUGACUCGAAGCCUUCCUUGGACUCUAGGGUGGCGACAUGCUUGGAUGGGCUUGUUUCUUGUUCUUCUAGUAUUGUGUCAGAUUUGUUAGCCACUUCAUUAGACUCUUUAUGCAGUUCCUGUAAAUACUUCAUUUUUUAUGUAAAGCCUAAGGGCUCUUUGGAUAUUUCCAAACAUACUACUUUGUGGAAUUUAUGUCAUUGUCGCCUUGGGCAUUCCCACAAGGCAUGGUUAGUUGAUAUGUUUCGGCGUAGUUUGAUUCCUGACAGUUUGAGUUCGAGUUUGAUCCUUCUGAUGCUUGUGUUAGUUGCAUAGAAGCACUUACUUUUCAAUCACCCUUCUCAUUGAGUGACACAGUUUAUACUGCCAUUUGAGCUUGUUCACAUGGAUUUAUGGAUGCCAUCUCCUGUCAUUUCUCGCAUGGGUUUUCAUUAUUUUGCUCUCCUCACUGAUUAUACGACAAGGUAUGCUUGGAUUUAUUUUCUUCGUCGUAAAUCUGAUGACUCGGUAUUUGCACAUGUUUUCCCCUUUGUUUCUUGAUUGUUUGAGCUUGAAUUAUUGCAUCUUUGGCCUAUUUUAUGCUAGGUUGUGUUCCUUUGUCCCAUUUCAGGUCCUAGCACAUAAAGUGAAGCAUAGGCGCAAGUUUCAAGUCAAUCAGAGAUCAAUUGACGAUUCGAGAGAAGAAACUCGGGCAUGACCUGAAGAAGAAUGGAUUUCUACCUCACUUUAUGGACAAAGAAGCGUGCAAGCUUGUUAUGAAACGAAAGAGGACGAGACUACGAGCGUCUGGGAUCAAACGGCGACUGAUUCGGAGUCCGGACGAGGGAGAAACGAAGCAUUAAACAGAGGCUGAGCAAGACGCACGGGCAGACCAGCGUGGCCACGCACGGCCGUGCAACAUACAAUUCUGGCCGUGCGAGUUGGCUGAGGUUCAACUAAUUGAUACGCCGCGUUUUGAGGUGCACGGCCAGAAUGGUGAUGUGCACGGCCGUGCACCCUGGCCGCGCGAGUCGGGAUUUCCUGGUUUUAAGCCAAAUUCCGAACCAAAGAAGAGGGGGAGCUGGGUUUUGGAUCCCAAACACCCAAGGGACGAACCCUAGAGAGAGAGAGCGAUUUGAGGGCAUUCUUGGAGUAGAGAAGGAGGAUUUCUUCGCCUUGGAAGCUCGAGGAACAAGCCCGGACUUGAAGACUGAUCAUCUGAAGAUUCUUACUGCAGUCUCUCUCUUCUCCAUGGAGUAACUUCCCUUCACUUAGGUUUUGAGGAACCCUAGCUAUGUUUGUUUGAUUGGAUGAUUGUAUGAGUACUCUGACUGGAUAAUCUUGAGUUCAUAUUCAAUCUAUGCAUGUUUUCAUGAUUCAAUUCUGCUUUAGUCGAGAUUAUUGAUUCUGCUUUGAUUCUAUGAGAGGGAAUACCUGAUUAGGUCAAUAGAGCACCAUAGAUUGAUAGUAGUGGAUCGAUUGCUUUAGUCGAGGGUUGAUUCACUGCUUUGUAUCGAUUGAGAACCUCUUUCGAUAGAGGGAGUCUAGUUCAGAACGCCUUGAUCAGUUGUUCUAGAGAAGGAUACGUCCCUCUAGGCAAUUGACUCAAGAGGGCCUUGUUCCUUUAGUCGAGACUCAAGGUCUAGUCAAGGAUUCUCCGCAUUGUGAAUGAAAGUGAAACAUGUUAGAGAUCAUCAAUCGUUAAUCUGGCUAGUGGCUAGGGGGAAUCAUAUCUGAGUGAGUUCCCAACCUGUAAUUAGAUUAACUUUAACUGUAGUUUGCUAGAGUAGUUUUAGUUCUUUCAUCUUAAUCUGAUUUGCUAAAUAAUAAACUGAAGCUGAGUAAUAGUAACUCUAGAGACCCGUGGAUUCGAUAUUUAUCACUUGAGCCACUAUACUGCAGUCCCUUUCAUUGGUUACACUUGGCCUUUGUUAGGUGUUGUGUUUUAGCGAGUCAAGUUUUUGGCGCCGUUGCCGGGGACUUUCUAGAGUAUUAGGAAAGGCAGAAGUUUGUUACUUUAGCGUUUUUCGUUUCUUUUCUUUUCCACCCUUGCUUUUCACUUGGGUGUUUUUGUUUUUGUUGGUGCAGAUCUGAAUCAUGGAUCCUAAUGGCUUCUCCAAUCAUUGGGGGUAUCCACCACCAUCUGGGUGGUAUUACCCCGAGACUCCGUGGAGCAAUCAAGGCGGAGAAGACUAUGGAUUCGGGUUCCAGUACCAACCCCCUUACUACGGAGAACAACCGGACCCCUGGGCAUAUCAAGAACAACCUCAUUAUCAAGAAGAAUUUCUCCCACAACCAGAAGGGCCAUCGGCGCUGGAGUUACUCAUGGAGCAGUUUGCUCGAGACUGUGAGAGAACAUGCUCCAGGAUGGAUCAGUGUGUCCAGGCCUAUCGUGAAACAGAUGAGAUCCUCCUGAGCCUUAAGAAGAGCGUCGAUGAUCUUGAGCGAUCUUGGGCGCAACCUGCUCCAAAUCACCGUUCUGCUACCAUACAAGAAGAGGAGGAGGAAGAAGAAGGAUACAAGGGCAUUGUGGAACACACUGAAGUUGUCACGGAGAGCUCCCGUGAUGAUCAUGAUCAGGCGUGUCAUGUCGUAGCCGACCACACCUUCCCACACCCCAAACUGAGCUUUGAAGAGGCGGGCAUGAGUGAGGAGAUGCAAGAAGAUCUCAUGAAAGAAAUUGCUUGGCAACUUGCUCUCCAAUCCGUGCUAGAAGAAGAAGAGCAAGAAAGGGUGCAGAAAGAAGUUGUGGAGGAUGACAAAAGUGAAGCAGAAGGAGUUCUUGAUCUUUUCUCAGGGGUGAUACCACAUGAAGAAGAAAGGGGGGUUGAAAAAGCAAUUGGCGUCCAGGCUGAGGACGAAGUUGAGGUGGAAGAGGCUUGCACCGGCCAUGAGUUACAUGUGAUAUCUCCACCAAACUUCGAGGAACUGCUUAGCAAGGACCCAUUUGCAGUGUCUCUUUGCCAGACCAAGGCCACAUCAACAUCGGUCCCUCUUGGUGGACGCGAUGGUGGCCAAUCGAUGCUGUCAUAUCUGGUUUGGGGCAAUGAGACGAGAGAAGAGAAGAAGAGGUCUCGAGGGUGGAGACUUCAUCUGCAUCAAGUACAUGAGCCUUCAUCACCUGCCACACCACAUGCUCGUGACUUGAGACUCCACCUCAUCGACGAGAACCUCAACUUCAAGGAGGUUCUAGCAUGGACCGAAACUUAGGAGCCAUCGUCCAGCUAAUACGACGGUAAAGAAGCGCUUGUGGGGAGGCAACCCCACCACGGUUUGAUUUUAUUUCUUGUGUUUUGAGUCGGAUUGUAACCCGGUUUGGGUUUGGUUUGUUUUCUUUUAGUUUGGAUGAUAUUUUAUUGGGCUGACCAUUGAACCUAACAUACUGUGUUUGAGCUCUUCUGUUCCCCUUUGGCUGUGCUUGCCCCGACUGGCCCAUUUCCAGUCCCCUGCAGUCCGUGCAUACCGGUAACAUCGUUCCCCUUAUCCUUCCCUCUUCUCCAUUGAGGGCAAUGUCGAGCUUAAGUGUGGGGGGAUGUUUAUCUUUCGACUGCAUUAGAUCUGUUUGUGUGCUUGGAGCCUAGUCCACUGUCCAAAUUUUUAAAAUUUGAGGGCUCCAAGUACGUGUUUCCGUGCAAUUGCCUGCUCAGUAUGCUUUGAAUUGACAGUCUUUAUAGUAAUAUGCAACCUAGGGAGGUAGUGUAGCACUAUGGAGGAUGUUGAUGCAUUUAAGAAGUCUCGUUUCUUCUUCAUAUUGUGUUGGUUGAUUGAGUGAAUUAGUGAUCUUAGGACCCUUGAAUUGUGUGGUGUUGUGGAUUCUCUACCUGUCAUGGACUCUUGUAUCAUGUUUUGAAAGUAACAGGUGCUCGAAAAUGUGCUUCAAAAUAAACGUCUCCCGUGCGAAUAGGGCGAAAGUGUGUAAGGGGAGACGGGAAUCCGUUCCCAAUUUCCACCUACUACCUCCAGCCCCCUUACAUGUCUUUCCCCCGCACGAGGCUCGAGACAUCCGCCCCUGGCAUGGCCGGUAAGAGCAGGUUGGGACCCUUGAAAAAGAAAAGAAAAGAAAAAUAUCAGAAAACAAGCAAAACAAAAAAAAGGGGUCUCAACCAUCUUCAAGAAGCAGAAAAUAGAGCACCUUGAAAAAUGUGAGUCCAUGAUCUGUUGUUUUUGAGAAUCUCCUCAUCCACAAUUCAUUUGUCCUCUGUUCACUAUUUGCCAUGAUGCCGACUCGCCGAAGAAGUUAUGAGAUGACUUGUGCGUCGGUUGACCUCGUAAGCUGCUAAAUGAUCUAGGAAGUCCUCUACCUACGAUCUGGGUUGUUUGUUGCUAUAGAGGUCUGGAGAGUUGCAUUGGUUUGAGUUAGGUUUGCUUGGGGACAAGCAAACAGUUAAGUGUGGGGGGAUUUGAUGACUCGGUAUUUGCACAUGUUUUCCCCUUUGUUUCUUGAUUGUUUGAGCUUGAAUUAUUGCAUCUUUGGCCUAUUUUAUGCUAGGUUGUGUUCCUUUGUCCCAUUUCAGGUCCUAGCACAUAAAGUGAAGCAUAGGCG